Molecule: messenger RNA, 1332 nt
Organism: Priceomyces carsonii
Lineage: Eukaryota; Fungi; Ascomycota; Pichiomycetes; Serinales; Debaryomycetaceae
Exons: 1
Coding region: 1-1332 (443 amino acids)
Biological process (GO): transmembrane transport; nitrite transport
Cellular component (GO): plasma membrane
Molecular function (GO): high-affinity secondary active nitrite transmembrane transporter activity
Source: RefSeq, a predicted model, not a curated record
AUGGGAGAUGAUUCAUUAUAUUUGUCCACUAGAGAAGGUGCCCUUGCUGUGGUUGCCACCGCAAUGAAGAAGUCCCGUCAACUGUUCCUCACGCUAUGUAUUAACUCCUUAAUGGGGGGUAUAUUCUUCUCAUCGGGGGGUAUGCUUAAUUCUAUGAUCUACGGAUACUCUUAUCUGUUGGUCGAAAACAAUCCUUCGAUUGUAAGGAUUCUACAGGGUCUUAUGUAUCCCAUAGGAUUAUUUUAUGUUGUGAUUAUGGGAGUAGAUCUCUUUAACUCAAAUAUAUUAUUUUUCAGCACUGGUCUUGUGAGAGGAGCAGUAUCGAUCGUGGAUCUUUUAAUAAGCUUAAUGGUGAGCUGGUGGCUCAAUUUAGUUGGAAAUAUAUUUGUGUGCUAUGUCAUAUGUCAUUAUUCAAAAGUCAGUCAGGAUCCGAGCUUCGUACAGGGAUCCAUUGAACUUGUUAUAGAGAAAGCGGAUUUUUCAUUUGUGCAAAAUUUGUUGAAGGGUAUAGCAGGAAAUUUCUAUGUUGCACUCGCAAUCUACUUGCAGUUAAUGGCUAAACCUUUGCACGUCAAGUUUAUUUUAUUGGCUCUUCCCGUUUUUACAUUCGUUUCAAUGGGAUUUACGCAUUCGGUUGCAGAUAUGUUCAUUCUCAUUUCUGGAUUGAUUAAUCAUGCUCCCGUAUCAGUUGCCACGGUGGCAUGGAAAGUUUUCUUACCAGGCGCACUAGGUAAUAUUAUUGGAGGCUCAUUCUUUGGAAUUGUUAUUGUAUGGUAUUUGCACUUAUACGUCGUGGAGCAAGAUAUGAGAAAGUUGAAUUUACCUGAAUAUGAGGCAAGAGAUGAGCAGCCAGAAUUAAAUAUGGAUUCAAGAGUUGUAAGACAGAAGUCAAUCCCGGAGGAAGAUGAAAAAGCUUAUGUCGCGCCAGACGGCACCAGUACUGAUACUUCAGCAGAGGACUACGUUCCUCAGACGUUAUAUCCUAAUGAAGAUCAAUCUAGAACAAGUCUACGUCCCACGGCUUCCAGAAGAAGCACUUUGACGAGAUUUAGUACUGCAGCCACUAACAGAUCUUUUGGCAGAUCUCCCAAGAACGUGUUCCCAGUCUAUGGAAUGGGUGAACCUUUAGAAAGAGAAAAAAGUAUUGCUUCUGGGACGAAUGAUAUUGAUGAAAGACUAGAAGAUAACGAUGCAACGUCGGUUCGUACAUCCGCUACCGAUUAUUCUGAGCCAAGGAAGGCUGAUUUCAUUGGUUCUCAGUUGAAACGAAUUGUGACUAGACGUAGUUCCAGUGCUAGAAAGAGCUCCUCUGAGGCUGAAGAAGAACCUUAG